This is a messenger RNA of Pelagomonas calceolata, 1778 nucleotides long. Lineage: Eukaryota; Pelagophyceae; Pelagomonadales; Pelagomonadaceae. The record is from the annotation of a GenBank genome assembly.
CGCGGAGUCCAGGCCAUCUGGCACACCGGUGAAAGUGCUUCAGUUGCGUUUUUGAACACUUCUCAUCGAUUCUCGACAGUGCUUUAAGUAAGCACUGCGUCCGCCAUCGCUGUGGCAUUGCUCAAGGCAGCUGUGGGCUCCUCUGCAGUAUCCUGAAAACACGAGAUGCCGCUGCGUAACCGCCGCCCCGCCAAAGCCCCACCAGCUGCAACGCCGCAGCCGUCACAGCUCUUCUCACAAGCAGAGCAGCCGUCGCACCAAGCAGGCGCGUGGGAUUUGCUCUUCGCCGGCGCAGCGGUGGCGCACUGCCUCGCCUGCCCCUUCACGAAGGUCGAGGAGUCGUUCAACACGCAAGCGGCCCACGACGCGCUCUUCGUACCCGACGUCGACGAAUGGGACCACCACACCUACCCCGGGACGGUGCCGCGGACGUUCCUGGGCGCGUUGGGUAUCGCAUUCCUCUACGGCGUCGUAGCUACGUUUUUGAGGCCAAUAGCUAGAGCGUGCCCCGGCACGAGUGCGGCCGUCUUGCGGUACGUCGUGGGCUCGCGCGCGCCACCACCAAACGCCCCGAGGCUCGCGGCACAAGUAGGCUGCCGCCUCGUCCUCGCGGUCGUGACCGCGGCCGCGUUCGCGCGAUUCUCGAGGGCCGCAGGUCGAGCCUUCGGGUCCACUGCGAGGCGCCUCCUCUGCGUGCUCGCCGCGGUCCAGUUCCACGGCCCGUUCUACGCGUCGCGCUUCCUGCCGAACUCGCUCGCGCUGCCUCUCGUAUUGUGGGCGUAUGGCGCGGCCUUGGACGGUCACAGAGGUACGGCGCUGGGCCUCCUCGGCGCGGUCGUGGCGUCGAUCCGGUGCGACGUCGCUGCUGUAGCCCUCCCGCUCGGCGUGGCGUGGUGCUUUAUCGAGAGGAGCUGUCCGUUACCGAAGGGCGCGUUGUGCACGAUGCUCGGCGUAGGUCUGGCGGUAGCCUUGUCGGUGGUCGUGGAUUCCAAGCUGUGGCGGCGUACGGUCUGGCCCGAGGGCGAGGUUUUGCUAUUUAACAACCCCGUGGAAGAUCGGAGCGCCGCGUGGGGCACGUCUCCUCCGUUAUGGUAUGCGACGUCGGCCCUGCCGCGAGCCCUGGGCUUCGCUUUGCCGCUUUCUGUGGUCGGCGCGCUGCUCGAAGGAGAAUGUCGGCCGUGGUUCGUCUCGGCUUUGGCUUCAGUCGUGUUAUUGAGCUUUAUCCCCCAUAAAGAACUCCGUUUCGUGUUCCCGGCCUUGCCACUGCUCAACCUCUGCGCGGCCGUUGCUUGUGAGCGGCUCUGGAGGUCGCGAGUAUUGAGGAUAGCGGUCCUCGGCGUCGUCGCGGCGACCGCGGCGGCGACUCUCAUAAUCUUCGCGCCCGCGUCACGAAACAACUACCCCGGCGGCGUGGCAUUACGCCUCUUGCACGACGACUAUGGCUAUGCGCUCCCGGGGCCGGCGCGGGUCCACCUCGACGACCUCGCUUGCACGACCGGCGCCUCGCGCUUCGGCGAGGAGCUGGUCCACGCGGGUUGGAUCUACGACAAGCGCGACGGGCUGCUUGAUUUCGACGAGUUCGACUUUCGGCUCGCGGAGCUGCCUGUGGAAGACGAUGCUUUUGACGUGGUCGCGACGGUCGAGGCGUUUUCCGGACUGAAGAUCGAUCUUAAAAAAUUCCCGUUCCUCCACGCGACGACGGCGCCGCGUCUCGCGAUCCUGCGGCACGCGCGGUUGAGGUAGUGCUGACGCCAUCGACGCGACAACUGUUGUUUGUU